Cucumis melo (muskmelon) is the source of this 1414-nucleotide messenger RNA. RefSeq lists its product as uncharacterized. The record is from RefSeq and is a predicted model, not a curated record. Lineage: Eukaryota; Viridiplantae; Streptophyta; Magnoliopsida; Cucurbitales; Cucurbitaceae. The transcript has 2 exons. Gene Ontology annotation, cellular component: cytoplasm. The coding region runs from base 319 to 1314 and encodes 331 amino acids.
UUGUUUAGUUGAUGAAAAGCUUACACUUUUUUAGAAUUCUAUUCUUUCACCUUUUUUUUCCCUUUCUAAAAACCGACGUUUCCCCUUCCUUAGAAAACCUAGAUUUCUCCCAUUUCCCCCUUUUCUUAAAAUUCUUCCAUUUUCUCCAUCUCUUUCUCGCGGAAGUUCUCCUUCUCCACGCUAAAACACUCAGUCCCGCAGGAAGGUUCGUCACGUCCGCCGUCGUGCUGCCCGGCCUUCAGCCGUUUGUCGUCCCUAGCGCCUCCAGUCCUUUUGCCCUCGAAUUGCAAUAGCUGCCACCAACAACUCACAAAACAAAUGAAGGUAGAAGAAGUAAAUCUCUGCCAAAUUCAAGAAUGGUAUCCCAAAUUCAAACCUUUCUCUAUCAAAACCUUAAUUCACCAUCUUCCUGAAUCCUUCGUUCAUUACCUUCUUGAUGACUCUUCCCCUUUCCUCCUUCCACUUUCCAUCUCCAACGAUGAUGCUCUUCCCAACAGAGUCUUUAAUCCCGUAGACGAACCGGAUUUCCAGUUGAAACAAGAAUCCGAUGACGAUUCCGACCAACCCACUUCCCCUCCUUCCUUCCCUGACCUUGAAUCCGAUGUUAAACACUCUAUUUCCUCUCUCGGAGGUUCCGUCUUCCCUAAAUUGAACUGGAGCGCGCCUAAAGACUCUGCCUGGAUUAGCCCUAAUGGAACAUUGAAGUGUUCUUCCUUUAGUGAGAUUGCUCUCCUACUUCGUUCCUCCGAUUCUCUUGUUCACGAUCUUUGUCAUGCCUAUGAUUCCUGCACCGACAAAUCUUCCUCCAGGCCAUCGAAAUUCUUCCUCGCCCUACGCAAGUGGUACCCAUCCCUUCGGCCAGAGAUGGAAUUUCGUUGCUUCGUGAAGAAUAGGAACCUGAUUGGCAUUUCUCAGCGCGAGGUUACAACGUUCUAUCCUGCUGUAGUGGAGAAGAAGGAGAGGUUGAGAGAAGUCAUACGAGAAUUCUUCAUCGACCAUGUGAAAGCAAACUUCGAAUUGGAGAAUUACACGUUCGAUGUGUAUGUGACGAGAAAUGAAAGUGUUAAGAUAGUGGAUUUCAAUCCAUGGGGUGCGUUUACACUUCCAUUGUUGUUUGAUUGGGAGGAACUUGAAGAAGAAGAGAAGGAAGAGAUUGAUUUGAGAAUUGUGGAGAGCCGGAGGGCAGUGAGGCCAGGUUUGAAGACAGCGGUUCCAUUUGAUUAUUUGGAUAUGAGUUCGGGAAGUGGUUGGGAUCAGUUCUUGAAGAAUGCAGAUCAAGAAUUUCAGCAUCAAAUGAGAGAUGACAAUGAUUGAUUGCUAUGGACAUCAAUGGCUUUGGAUUUCCUGUCAUAACUCAAAGUGUACUGAGAUUGAAUCAUUGAAAUUAUAUGCAAAAUUUUAUUAAUCUCAACAA